Messenger RNA from Leptomonas pyrrhocoris, 4326 nucleotides. RefSeq lists its product as hypothetical. The transcript has a single exon. The coding region runs from base 1 to 4326 and encodes 1441 amino acids. The record is from RefSeq and is a predicted model, not a curated record. Lineage: Eukaryota; Euglenozoa; Kinetoplastea; Trypanosomatida; Trypanosomatidae.
AUGGCGGCCCACGGACGCAAUCCAGGCGACCUCCUUCCCAUGGUCGGGGACAUCGUGGAGCGCAGUGCGGACACGGCAGUGAACACAGCGCAGAGCGAGGGCGCUUUCCGUGCCGCGGCGACGUCUCCGGGACAGGAGCCCACGAAGGCGCUGCGUCCCAUCCAGGCAGUCGUUGGCCAGGCCUUCCCGACGGUGCGCACGCGUCACUCGUACGGUCGUCAGAGUGCGCCAACGUCGGGCGACAGCCAAUCUCGAGCGAUACCGGCUGGCGGCACCGACGUGCCCGCGACUUCAUCUUCUUCGGCGGCUGUUGUUGCCACGGGCCCUUACACGAGUCUGAGUGCCCACGUACAACCGCAGGGUGGCGCUCACGACGACGACGGCGUCGCGCUGCGUCUGUCGGUACCGGCGGGAGGCAUUGCACCGAUGCUGCCUGUUGGUGGGUCGGCUCAGCAGCACCUGCCGGCUCAUCAGUGGUCCAACGCAGAGUUCGAGCAACUGCGGUUGGGCUACUAUGUGGCUUCUUUAUCCACCUCAUCUCCGUCAUCUGGAACUGCCUCCAUCCCCACUACCGCUGCGUCUCCUCCUUCGUCUCCUUCUCCGACGGGAGAAGACUUCUUCACGCUGCUCUUUCAGUGUCUGCGAAGCACCGUGCGAAAGCAUCAACAACUCGCCCUGGAGACCCUCUUGGCGCACCUGCAAGGACUGAUGCUGAAGGAUGACAACUCCCUUGGAGACUCCACAGCGGCCACCGGCGCAGCGAAACUGUGCGAAGAAGCCGUCGCGCUGCGUGGACGCUGCCUGCACGGACCCAACUGCGGACCUUUUGUUUUCUUCCUGCUGGAGAUUCUCGCCUCGGCAGGCCACCCGGCCAUCGUGGAGCUCGCGGCGACGUGCGUGCUGCUGCUGCUGCGCAGCCUCCCUCGCGGGGGUACCUUGAGCGAGUACGCGUCCAGCAGUCUACUGGAGAGGGAUGAAAGAGCAUCUUUGCUGACGGAUGCCAUCGGUGAGUUGGGCAACCCGGCUGGCGAUGCCCCCGGCGGCGAUGACGAAGGGGAGCAGGACGGUGAUGAGAAGACUCAGGAAGGUGAUAUUCACGGCGCUGACGCGACGAGUAGAAAGGAGAAGGCGCGCGCUUUGGACGAUGCGGAGCUGCCGUUCAGCGAGGUGUCAGAGCUCCUGCGAGGGCAAGAUGCCCGGUACGGCCUGGAGCAACUCGGCUUCACAAGUAAGGUGCUCGCGACGAUGCACCUGCUGCUGUACACACCCGCUGGAGGAGACGUGAACAAGACAGACAAGGCCAGCGUGAAGGACGCCAGCGCAGCCAUGUCACAGGAGGAGGUGGAUGAAAGACAGCGUCACACCGAGGCUUCUUUCGCGGAAGCGCGCCUUCUCCCGCGUCACGGGCAGGUGCUGUUCCUUGAGCUGCUGCUCUGCGGAGGGGUCGGCAUUGGACAGCGUGCCGCGUGCCGUCGCGUCGCCGAAGACCCAAACUUUUUGCGCUGGAUGGAAGGGCAACUGUCUUCCGUGGUGUUGGGCCACCGGUCCCUGGGUGCGGUGAUGGAGCUGCUGUGCGUGCUACAGCACGUCGCCCACGCCCCCGUAGCCCUGCGUAGUUUGAUGCGCGGAGGCCCGGGGGGAGACGGCCAGGCAAAAGGCACAACGCCCACGACGGCGACGACCACCACAGCGGCGUACGCGACCCAGCAACGCCAGCAUCGGCGUUUCCACGAAACGUGGCUGAUCUUCUUUAUCUACGUCAGCUCCACCGCGGUGAAGGAAGUGCGCACGAUACGGCAAGCCUUCACCAUCGUGUGGUCCAUGCUGCUAUUACGCAUGUGUGUUCGCCAGCGCGGUCAUAACGCUGCUGCAUCGACAUCCGCCACUACCACCCCUGCUGCUGCUCCGAUGAGUUCCGUUUUUGGGCUUGUGCACGAUGUGAGCGACACGCUGCUGGCGGAUGGGAUGCGGGUCGGUGGGGCGCUUGCGCUGGAGAUGUGGUUUUUGCAGUACGUGCAUGCAGAUGGCUGCGCUGCAGGGACGAAGCAGCCGGGCAGCCUUGACAGCUACUUCCUCGAUGCCGCCCGCACGGCCCUCCAGCUGUGUCGAAAAGCUGUUGGAGCAGGGAGUCUGGAAACAGCAGCCACAGCGCACGGUGCAUACGGCAGCAUCAUCGCACUGUCUGAGGCAGAUGCUGGUAAUGAGGCGGUGACCUCGCAGGAAGCCGCUGCAGCCCAGAGACUCCUGCACGAGCUGCAGUGGCUCUCCAAUGCGCACUUCUUCGCCACCUACAUCACACACAUGCGCCAGCGAUCCCCGGCAGCGUGCUACGCCCUCGGUGGCAGCGCCGUGGAGACGCAGGACGCAAUGCGGGACGUGGUCCGUCACGUGGUGAUGGACCCGACUCGUAUGAAGAGUGCCUUUGCCCGCCUCACUUCACCGUUGCUGUCAGCGUCGUUUUCUGUGUGGAAGACGUCGAGCAACGCGGGCCCGACGGAGAGCGCGAAGGAGGCGCCGCCUUCCUCCUCGCCGGCAUUUGCCACGGACGACGACGAUCAGCACGGCUGGGUGCCGGCGGUGCAGGCCGUGCUGCGUCGAUGGAUUCCUUCCGCCACUGCCGGCGCGCCACGGAACACCGGCACCACCAGCCCACCGACCCGUUCGCACACAUCCAACUUCAACGUAACUCCCUCCCUCAGCCCACGCAGCGUCGCCGUCGUCCGUCUCGCCAUGGAGGCGGCUGGAGUGUACGCCAACACCCGUCUGGCGGUCGCCCUCGCAGACGUCUACCCUGCUGUGGCGAGGGACGUCGUGACAGGCUACGCUGCGCUGCUCACCCACGCCUUCGAGGAGGCGUGUCUGCGUCUGCAGGACGGCGCGGUGGUGCGGCUGCAGGUGGAGGAGCUGUGCACCAUGGCAGAGGCGGUGCGGCUCCUUCAGCGCGGAGGCGGCCAUGACCGCAGCAACGGCACCUCCACGACUGCGGAUGCUGCUGAGCCGCCUUCGCCGUACGACCGUGAGGCCCGCAUUGGGGCCUUCUUUUUGCUGCACGGCAUCGCCAUCUCGAAGCACUGCCUCGAUGUGGUUCCGCUCAUCCUGCCUCUUCUUUUGUUUCCUUGCGCGUCGCACACACCCGCCGUCGUGCCGCGAAGCUCCGUCCCCGACACCGCCCGGGUGCCGGCAGAAAUGCCUCUUUUAGCUUCGUUGCAGUCCGGGAUUGAGCUGACACCGGUGCCGGUGAUGUUGAGCAACAGGAGCGGCAAUGACAGCAGCAGUGAGGCCACGAUGGCGGUGACGGGCGCCCCGCGAAGCUGGGUGCUGUACCCCCUGUACGACGUCGCCUUCAGGGAAAAGCAUCUCUGGGCACACUGGCUGCGCGGUUUGUUGGGGCUGCACCAACGCGUGAAGGACGUAGUGGGCUGGGAUGGGGUGCUGAGCCACACGCUGCUGUGGAUGCUGACACAUCGUCGAGCGCUGUGGGCGGUGGAGUCGGCCGAUGAACCGACUGCACUCGCGAAAGCACAAAGCUCGAGAGAAGAGACAGACGAAGGAGACGCGCAGGGAGUGAGCGGUGCGUCUGCCGAUGCGUUAAGUGGGCUUCUCUUGGACUUGUGUGCCGUUCUGCACGACCGGUGCGCGCCCGCGGCCGGCGGGACACCUGGUGAAGGCACACCAGCAGCGGCCAUGUCAGCGUCUGCGUCACGCACGCUGGAAAUCUCGCUGACGGCCUACUGUGAUGUUUCGUCGGAGGCAGGCCUUCCGCCGCUGUUGCACGCCGUCCUGGCCUACGUGGCAGCGCACUGCUCCGCGCGGACGGCGUUGGCGGCGCUGCAGGUGCUGCUCGCUACGCCCCUCCUACCCUCGCCUGCAGGAAUCAACGGUGGGAGCUGCGAAGAGUUGGCCGAUGCGAAAUCUUGCGGUUCUUCGUGCUUUCAACACGUGCCGGCGACGGCGGAGGUGUGUGCGUGGCUGCAGUCGUGGUCCGUUCUGCAGGGACAGCAGGCUCAGUCCGCAAAGAGCGCCUACUGGUGCCUGGACGAUGCCGUUUCUCUCGUGCAGUUGGUUGGUCCGCACCUCGGUCACGGAGGCUGGGAUGCGGACGACGAGCUUCCUGUAUCUAAUACUCCGACAAGCACAGCCUGUGCCUGGGGCGCCGAUGGCCUGUGGUGUGUGCGCUGCCUGACAGAGGGCCUUCUGCGUUACUACCUCCAGCAGCGCAUCGCCACAAGCGGCGCUCUCUCUGCGAUGGAGAAGACGGUGCUCCGCUCCACCUUGGUGGAGUUAGAGUGGUUCCCUUCUGUGUUGUGGCCCCUGGUGGAGAUAUGA